This is a messenger RNA of Racocetra fulgida, 1576 nucleotides long. The record is from the annotation of a GenBank genome assembly. NCBI's taxonomy places the organism in Eukaryota, Fungi, Glomeromycota, Glomeromycetes, Diversisporales, Gigasporaceae.
CGGUUUUUUAAGUUAUGACAAAAGAAACAAUUUAAUGAAACGACAAAAUACUGCAAAAUCACCUAAUACACCCAAAAACACCCCAAACCAAAAUUCUCCCAAAAACACCCCAGCUCAAAAUUCUCCCAAAAACACUCCAGCUCAAAAUUCUCCCAAAAACACUCCAGCUCAAAAUUCUCCCAAAAACACUCCAGCUCAAAAUUCUCCCAAAAACACGCAGGUUCAAAAUUCUCCCAAAAACACACCGGUUCAAAAUUCUCCCAAAACCACCCCAGCUCAAAAUUCUCCCAAAAACACGCAGGUUCAAAAUUCUCCCAAAAUCACACCAGUUCAAAAUACACAAAAUUCUCCCAAAAACAAUCCAGUUCAAAAUACACAGAAUUCUCCCAAAAAUACUCCAGUCCAAAACACGCCCGUACAAAAUACACCAGUACAAAACACACCAGUACAAAAUACACCCAGGCAAAAUACACCCAAGCAAAAUGCACCAGCACAAAAUACUCCUAAGCAAAAUGCACCAGCCCAAAAUACACCCGUACAAGAUACACCCAAGCAAAAUGCACCAGCCCAAAAUACACCCGUGCAAAAUACACCAAAGCAAAAUGCACCAGCACAAAAUACACCGGUACAAAAUACACCCAAGCAAAAUGCACCAGCGCAAAAUACACCCGUACAAAAUACACCCAAGCAAAAUACACCUGUUCAAAACACACCAACACGAGAUUCACCAGCUUUGAAUACACCAACGCAAGAUGCACCAGUUCAAAACACACCAACACGUGAUUCACCGGCUUUGAAUACACCAACGCAAGAUGCGCCAGUUCAAAAUAUACCAACACGAGAUUCACCGGUUUUGAAUACACCAACGCAAGAUGCACCAGUUCAAAAUACACCAACACGAGAUUCACCAGUUUUGAAUACACCAACGCAAGAUACACCAGCUUCGAACACACCAACGCAAGAUGCACCAGUUCAAAACACACCAACACCAACACGAGAUUCACCAGUUUUGAAUACACCAACACAAAAUGCACCAGUUCAAAACAUACCAACACAAGGUGAACCAGCUCAAAACACACCACCAGUUCAAAACACACCAACACAAGGCGCGCCUAUUCCAACACAAGAUGCAAAUACUCCAACACAAAAUGCGCCAGUUUCAAAUACUCCAACACAAAAUGCAAAAACUCCAAUACAAAGUUCAUCGGCUCCAAAUACAUCAGGCGCGCCGGCUCAAAAUACGCCAGCACAAGGUACGUCUGUUCAAAAUACACCAUCACCGCCAGCACGAGGUACGUCUGUUCAAAAUACACCAUCACGAGGUGCGCCUGUUCAAAAUAUACCAUCAUCGGUUCGAGGUACGUCGACGCAAAACAUUCCAGUUCAAAAUGCGGAUGGUGAUAAUAUUCCAACACAACCGCCAGUUUCAAACACUGCUAAAGCAGACAACAUUAAUCUUAAUUCUAAUAUUUCAUUUUUCUUAGCAAGUAAAUCUAGACCUAUGGAUCCACCUCGAACAACAAUAACUUAUGAUGUUUGUAAAAAUCAAAUUAAUUGUACACCUGACCCACCGGAC